Triticum dicoccoides is the source of this 2422-nucleotide messenger RNA. Its product is annotated as wall-associated receptor kinase 1-like. Lineage: Eukaryota; Viridiplantae; Streptophyta; Magnoliopsida; Poales; Poaceae. The coding region runs from base 35 to 2290 and encodes 751 amino acids. Gene Ontology annotation, cellular component: plasma membrane. Gene Ontology annotation, molecular function: polysaccharide binding; ATP binding; protein serine/threonine kinase activity. The transcript is spliced from 3 exons. Gene Ontology annotation, biological process: protein phosphorylation; cell surface receptor signaling pathway. The record is from RefSeq and is a predicted model, not a curated record.
CUGACCCUGAUAGUAAGGUCGUAAGUAGAGCAGCAUGAGCAGCAUGCCCAACAGCUCGCAAUUCCAUUCCCACCAGCACCACCUGCUGCUGGUGCUGCCAGUAAUCCUAAUCCUAGUAGUAGUCAGCCCCUUGCUUGCCGCCGCGGCUGAAGCUCAAGGGCAGCAGCCGAUGGCACGUCCGGGUUGCCCCGACAAGUGCGGCAACAUGAGCAUCCCCUUCCCGUUCGGCAUCGGGAAGCCUGGCUGCUUCCGCGAGGGCUUCCAGGUCCUUUGCAACCACUCCUCCGAUUCGGAUCCCCCUCGCGCCUUCCUUGCUGGCAGCACAAGAUUCAAGGGCAACCACUCCUACCAAACGGAGCCCCCUCGCGCCUCCCUUGCUGCCAGCAGAAGAUUCAACGGCAACGACUCCCAGAUCUACAGUGGUUCUGAGUGGUCGUCGUCGUUGGAGCUGGUGAGCAUAUCAGUCGCCACGGGCGAGGCACGAGUGUACGCCCCGAUCGCGUACAGCUGCAACACAAAUCGCAACGAGUCCUUGUUCAGGGAUCAGCACAUCGAUUUCUCCUACACGCCCUUCGCCGUGUCGGCGACGCGUAAUGUUCUCAUCGCCGUCGGCUUGGAAGCCGAGGCUCAACUGAUAUUCUCUCUGUUUACCUACCAAACCCCUUUCACUUGCCGUGCACAAGAUUUCGACCGCACGCCGCUCGCGAGGAACGGGUCGUGCAAGGGGUUGAGCUGCUGCGAGCAGACCCUCCCGGCCGACCAGGGCUCCGGCAGGUUUUCCAUGUUGUGGGUCAACCCCGUGCACGACCACUUUAUCUGGGAAACCACGCCCUGCUCCUACGGCAUGCUGGUGGACAAGUCAUGGUACAACUUCUCUACGCCCGACAUGUACGGCGACAAGACGCUACUCAAAAGGUUCCCCCGGGGCGUCCCCUUGGCGCUUGAUUUCGCCGCCGGGGACACUUGGUGCCCGGUGGAAGGACAGCCGCUGCCUCCGCACUACGCCUGCGUCAGCGGCAACAGCUCCUGCGCCAACGUGACAAUAGAAAUAGAUAGUCCAGGCUAUGUCUGCAAGUGCUGGGACAAUUACACUGGCAACCCUUACAUCGCUCACGGAUGCCAAGACAUUGAUGAAUGCAAGUUCCCGGAAGUGUAUCCCUGCUCAAAUGGCGGGAUCUGCAAAAACAGGCCCGGAGGCUAUGACUGUCCAUGCAAAUUCGGAAUGAAAGACGAUGGCAAAGGGGGGGCCUGCACAGAUGUAUUCCCCCCAGCAGCAAAGCAGGCGACUGUGGGUGUAAUAGGUGGUAUUCUUCUCAUGGUGAUUCUGUGGUUUACUGUUAUUCUUCGCAAAGAGAAAAAGAAGACAAAAGAAUUCUACAAAAAGAACGGCGGCCCGGUAUUAGAGAAAGCAAAAGGCAUUAAAAUUUUCAAAAAGGGGGAGCUCAAGCCAAUUUUAAAGAAUAGCAACAUAAUUGGAAAAGGUGGAUUUGGUGAAGUUUACAAGGGCCUUCUUGACAAUAAAGAAGUUGCAAUAAAGAAGCCGAUCAAUGGUAGCGUGCGAGAGAAUGAACAAUUUGCAAAUGAAAUCAUCAUCCAAUCUCAAGUCAUCCACAAGAACAUUGUUAGGCUCAUUGGUUGUUGCCUUGAAGUUGAAGCCCCCAUGCUGGUCUACGAGUUUAUCUCCCAAGGUAGCCUCCAUGACAUUCUUCACAACAAGAAUAACAAGGCGGCUCUCAACUUGGAUGCACGUUUAAGUAUCGCUGCACAGUCAGCGGAUGGUCUAGCUUAUAUGCACUCACAAGCAAACACUAGAAUUCUACACGGUGAUGUCAAACCAGCAAAUAUACUCUUGGAUGAUAACUUUAUAGCCAAGAUUUCAGACUUCGGCAUAUCUAGGCUGCUUGCGAGAGACGAGGAACACACUGCAUCAAUCAUCGGCGACAUAAACUAUAUGGAUCCGGUAUAUCUACAAGAAGGCCUACUAACCGAAAAAAGUGAUGUCUACAGUUUCGGAGUUGUGAUCCUGGAGCUUAUCAGUGGCAGGAGGGCCAUACACUCUGAGAAUAAUAGCUUGGUAAAGAGUUUCCUUGAAGUCCAUAAGGAACAGAAGAAAGCGACCGAACUUUUUGACAAGGAAAUUGCAAUAGCAGAAGAUUUAGAGCUUCUUGAUAGUCUAGCAGGUAUGGCCAUGGAAUGCCUUAGCCUUGAUGUAGAUCAAAGACCAACAAUGAUGGAGGUAGCUGGGCAACUACACAUACUGAGUCGAUCUCGUAAGGUGCAAGACGUUUGACAAAAUUAAUCCUUAAGGAGGUGUCUUUUGGUUAGGAGAAAAUUUGUAACUGCAUUUCUAAGGUAGCCGAGUGUUUGUGCACUGCAUUUGUAACCGUAUUUCUAAGGAGGCAGUACGCUUGUAUGCUGCAUU